CAGACGGCGCUGGUGGGUGAUCGUGAGGCUCCGGAGGACGUUCCCGGCGGCCGAAGCCAUGGAGAUGCCGCUGCCGCCUGACGACCAGGAGCUUCGAAAUGUCAUCGACAAACUGGCCCAGUUCGUGGCUCGCAACGGGCCCGAGUUUGAAAAGAUGACGAUGGAGAAGCAGAAGGACAACCCGAAGUUUUCGUUUCUGUUCGGAGGCGAGUUCUAUAGUUACUACAAGUGCAAACUGGCGUUGGAGCAGCAGCAGCUCAUCUGCAAGCAACAGGGUCCAGAGCUGGAGCCGGCCACUGCCCUUCCCCCCCUGCCCCAGCCCCCGCUCGCUCCUGCAGCACCCAUCCCACCGGCCCAGGGCGCCCCAUCUAUGGAUGAGCUUAUCCAGCAGAGCCAGUGGAACCUGCAGCAGCAGGAGCAGCAGCUGCUGGCCCUCAGACAGGAACAGGUCACAGCGGCCGUGGCACACGCAGUAGAGCAGCAGAUGCAGAAGCUCCUAGAGGAGACCCAGCUGGAUAUGAAUGAAUUUGACAACCUGCUGCAGCCCAUCAUCGACACAUGUACCAAGGAUGCCAUCUCGGCCGGGAAGAACUGGAUGUUUAGCAAUGCCAAGUCCCCACCACACUGUGAAUUGAUGGCUGGCCAUCUCCGGAACCGCAUCACAGCUGAUGGGGCACACUUUGAGCUGCGGCUGCACCUCAUCUACCUGAUCAAUGAUGUGCUGCACCACUGGGCCCUGACGCGCGGAAGGUCUCUCCCUCACAGCCAGCGCAAGCAGGCCCGGGAGCUGCUGGCUGCCCUGCAGAAGGUCGUGGUGCCCAUCUACUGCACCAGCUUCUUGGCUGUGGAGGAAGACAAGCAGCAAAAGAUUGCCCGGCUUCUGCAGCUCUGGGAGAAGAAUGGCUACUUCGAUGACUCCAUCAUUCAGCAGUUACAGAGCCCAGCCCUGGGGCUAGGCCAGUACCAGGCGACACUCAUCAACGAGUACUCCUCGGUGGUGCAACCAGUGCAGCUAGCCUUCCAGCAACAGAUCCAGACCCUAAAGACGCAGCACGAGGAGUUUGUCAACAGCCUGGCCCAGCAGCAGCAGCAGCAGCAGCAGCAACAGCAGCAACAACAGCAGCAACAGCAGCAACAACAGAUCCAGAUGCCGCAAAUGGAAGCCGAAGUCAAGGCCACCCCUCCACCACCUGCCCCACCUCCAGCCUCUGCGCCUGCCCCAUCUAUCCCACCAACUACACAGCCUGAUGACAACAAGCCUCCCAUCCAAAUGCCUGGUUCCUCCGAGUAUGACACCACAGGAGGGGUCCAGGACCCUGCCACUGCUGGCCCCCGGGGCCCUGGACCCCACGACCAGAUCCCACCAAACAAACCCCCAUGGUUUGACCAGCCUCACCCUGUGGCUCCUUGGGGCCAACAGCAGCCUCCCGAGCAGCCCCCCUACCCGCAUCACCAGGGCGGGCCACCCCACUGCCCACCCUGGAACAACAGCCAUGAGGGCAUGUGGGGUGAGCAGCGGGGGGACCCCGGCUGGAAUGGCCAACGCGAUGCCCCAUGGAACAGCCAGCCUGACCCAAACUGGAACAGCCAGUUCGAGGGCCCCUGGAACAGCCAACAUGAGCAGCCACCCUGGGGUGGGGGCCAGCGUGAGCCACCCUUCCGCAUGCAGCGGCCACCGCACUUCCGGGGCCCCUUCCCACCCCACCAGCAGCACCCACAGUUCAACCAGCCGCCUCACCCGCACAACUUCAACCGCUUCCCGCCCCGCUUCAUGCAGGAUGACUUCCCCCCACGGCACCCCUUUGAACGACCGCCCUACCCUCACCGCUUCGACUACCCUCAGGGGGACUUCCCUGCCGAGAUGGGCCCCCCGCACCACCACCCUGGCCACCGCAUGCCUCAUCCUGGGAUCAACGAGCACCCACCCUGGGGGGGGCCCCAGCACCCUGACUUCGGCCCUCCUCCCCACGGCUUCAACGGGCAGCCCCCCCACAUGCGGCGACAGGGCCCUCCCCAUAUCAACCACGAUGACCCCAGCCUGGUCCCCAAUGUGCCCUACUUCGACCUCCCCGCUGGGCUGAUGGCCCCCCUUGUGAAGCUAGAAGACCACGAGUAUAAGCCUUUGGACCCUAAAGAUAUUCGCCUCCCACCCCCCAUGCCGCCCAGUGAGAGGCUGCUCGCAGCUGUAGAGGCCUUUUAUAGCCCACCCUCCCACGAUAGGCCCAGGAACAGUGAGGGUUGGGAACAGAAUGGCCUCUAUGAGUUCUUCCGAGCAAAAAUGCGCGCCCGGCGGAGGAAGGGCCAGGAGAAGAGGAACAGUGCACCCUCCAGGUCUCGCAGCAGAUCCAAAAGCCGAGGGCGUUCGUCUUCCCGCUCCAACUCGAGGUCCUCCAAGUCAUCAGGCUCAUACUCGAGGUCAAGGUCUCGCUCCUGUUCCCGCUCCUAUUCCCGCUCCCGAUCCAGGAGCCGGAGCCGAUCACGCUCCUCAAGAAGCCGCUCCCGCUCCCGCUCCCGCUCCCGCUCCAAGUCAUACUCCCCAGGAAGGAGACGCCGCUCACGGUCUAGGAGCCCCACACCGCCUUCUUCAGCCGGCCUGGGUUCUAAUUCAGCACCUCCAAUACCUGACUCCCGGCUUGGGGAGGAGAACAAAGGCCAUCAGAUGCUGGUGAAAAUGGGCUGGAGUGGAUCCGGCGGCCUUGGUGUGAAGGAGCAAGGGAUACAAGACCCCAUCAAGGGCGGUGAUGUCCGGGACAAAUGGGACCAGUACAAGGGUGUGGGCGUGGCCCUGGAUGACCCCUACGAGAACUACCGCCGAAAUAAGAGCUACUCUUUCAUCGCACGCAUGAAGGCCAGGGACGAGUGCAAUGGCAAGGUCUGGACUCCCCUACAAAGCAGCUCUGCCGCAGAAGCCAAAGGCCCACGAGAUGCCCCAGCCCACAUGGCGUGAGCUCACUGCCCAUAACACAACCGGAGAACACAAGACCCUCCGCCCCAGACAACGCUUGACGUAGAAGGAACAAAUGUGCCUCCCUUGGCAGGCAGACCUGAGCCUCUUCAUCACGAGGGCGCAUGUGGAGCCAAAGCAGACCAGCAGGACCAUGAGACAGGCCACCCACCCACCUCCCCGUCCAUGUGUAAUGCUACAGCUCAGGCAGGCGCCAGCACUGCUCUAUCUUUAGAAAUGGAAAAACAAAACCUUUUUGAUUUGUAAAGUUAAACAGCGUUUUUAUUUUUAAUCCCAAAUGGUUUAAUAGUUUUAGAAAAAAACAAUUACUGAUCUGAGAUGACCCCUGUGAAAGAUUGGGAGACCUGAUUCCUCUGAGACAUGCUGGCCCUUAGUUCAGUUAUUUUAGUUGUUGAAGUUGAAUUUUUUUUCCUGAAUGUUAGCCAUUUGCUAUUACCUGCAGAAACAGGUUCUGAGGAAGCUGAUCUGAGGCAUCUGCAGGUUAGGGGAUGAUACCACAGAGAAUCAAGCCCUCAGUGUGUGGUGUUACAUUUUCUCUUAGGAGCCCGAGCACCAGUGCCCAUGUGGUGGCCACUCAGAUCCAAUGUGGGUCUCCCCAUCCAGUCACUCCCUCAGCCCCACCUACCCACCUGCCCACAGGGAGGCCAGGCCAACAGGGAGCCACCUCCACCUGAGCCACCAGUGACUGUCUGUGGGCAGUGUGAUAAGCACCGCUUAUUUGUACAGAAACAUUUUUGAAAAAUUCUUUUCAAUAAGAUGCAAAAUCCUCUCCAACUUUUCAACCUGAUGUGGUAAAAUAUUUGAUUUUGUUCUAGAUUUCCUGUAGCUGUGAACUGUUCAAAUGUGUCUGAUUCAGGAUAAAACGUAAACACAUGCUGUUAACAAUUUCUUGUGGAUUUUACUGUUUUGCCUUCAAAUAAAGAUUUUUUUUUUUAAAGACCUCAGUCUUUUUGUGUUUAAGUGACAAGUAUGCUGGGCUUAGUGGGAGGAGGUGUGUUGAAUGCAGAUGGUGCCUGAUUGUGGCCCUCUGACUCAGCCUGUUCUCUCAAGGGAGUCGCCACAUGGGCACCUGGCCAGUGGCCUUGUUAGUCACAUUAGUUUCAUUAGAUGGGGCUUGGAAUUCCGCCAUCUGCCUCACUUGUUAGGAAGCUAGCACUUGGUCAGGUAGAGCAACUCUAUUGGGCCACUGUUGUAUGGUGAACAGUCAUAACUCCACCUGGAGGUUCAUCUCUGCUAGCCUGUCUUGUGUCCUCAGGUGCUAGGUAUACUCGGGGUGG
Molecule: messenger RNA, 4242 nt
Organism: Talpa occidentalis (Iberian mole)
Lineage: Eukaryota; Metazoa; Chordata; Mammalia; Eulipotyphla; Talpidae
Gene: CHERP
Product: calcium homeostasis endoplasmic reticulum protein
Exons: 18
Coding region: 59-2947 (962 amino acids)
Biological process (GO): RNA processing; intracellular calcium ion homeostasis
Cellular component (GO): perinuclear region of cytoplasm
Molecular function (GO): RNA binding
Source: RefSeq, a predicted model, not a curated record